Molecule: messenger RNA, 3933 nt
Organism: Puccinia triticina
Lineage: Eukaryota; Fungi; Basidiomycota; Pucciniomycetes; Pucciniales; Pucciniaceae
Exons: 5
Coding region: 1-3933 (1310 amino acids)
Molecular function (GO): guanyl-nucleotide exchange factor activity
Source: RefSeq, a predicted model, not a curated record
AUGUAUUCGUCGUCGUCGCUCAACGGCGAUUCGUUCGCAAAUGAGCGUAGGGACUCGAAUGCUCGGAAGGAGAUUAAUCCGGCCUCUGCCCCUGGUUACCGCCCAGGAAUCCUUGGAGAUCAGCCCCCAAUCAGCCUCAUCCAAUUCCCAAAUUCAACCAGACAUCUCAGACUAGUAACAGCAACCUUAACACUCCGCCUGCUACCACCUUAUUAUCAACACCAACACCCUCCUCCAAGCAUCGCAAACAUCUCUCAACCAGCUCUCUACUUUCUAUCCUCGAGCAUCCUUCAGAUCAUCCUCCUACCCACCCUCAUCCAUCUCGAUCAUCACCAUCCGAUCCUGCGCCAACGAGUUCAACAAGCCACAUGUCCUCGCCUCCCGACAGUGCUACAAUCAAUCAUCACAAAUCUCACCGGCGUCACUCCUCUGCACACCCCAGCAACAACCCCGAAAUCCACCCCAGGCUCGAUCACAAAACUUUUGACCAGAAAACUUAGUUUCCUCUCCUACCGCAAAGCGCACGUCCCCUCAACCUCUCCAAACUGCUCGAACUUCCUCGCUCCCCCACACUCACCCAGUCGGAUUAGGUCAUCAUCGCUAACCCGCCAGACAGCCCAUAACCCGGGCGAUGAUUCGGAAGAUGCCGAGUUUGCUAGCGCUGAUGAGGGAGACGAGAGAUUUUGGAAGCAUCUAAAGCUCCCUUCCCCACAUCGGCAUACCUGUCCACUCCCCAUCAACCCCCGCUCACCCAACUGGUCCACUACCUCGUAUACUGAUCCCACCUUCAACCGCCCGGCAAAACCUGCCCACUCGCCCCUCACACAACACAAACAAGUCACUGACUCCGCCCUUGAUCCUAGCUUCCUGGCGCACAACAAUCAGUCGGAUGCUUCUACAUCUUCAACCUCGAAUCGCAAUUCCACCUAUCAAUCCUCGAUUAGGUUCACCUCACCCACAAGACUCAGAGGGCCGUCAACUAAGAAGAUUCCUGCUGAAUUUAGAGCGGGUCGAGUAUUCGUCAGAUCAUCUCAGAUUUUUGCCGAUCAGGCUGCUACUCUAUCCUCUUCAGACCCAUCUACUACGUCUGUUGAAGAAUCCGAGCAAGACCAAAGUAGCUUUAGCUCAUAUCACCCGAUCACUCCGUCAUCUACUCCUUCAUUCUAUCCUUCGGUCUUGCCAAGUUCUCCAACCGCAGCCGAUGAUCAAAGUCCCACAAAAGACUCUGGAAUCCUCUCUCGAAUCUCAGAACCGUUCAACUCUUUGUUGUCUGCUCCAAACGCCUGUCUCUCACCUCGCCGGUCGCCUUCCUCCCAUUCUCUGGCGUAUCGCUUCAACUCUGGUGCCCUUACUCGAUCGAGCACCAAAUCAACCGUCAACGGAAGCACAAACCUCAAUGGACUUUUACAACCCACACCCACAUCGAAAUCGCCUCCGGUAAAAAAAUCAAUCAGUAUGACUUUUAACCUUCGUCAUGUCCCAAAGUUUUUGAACCAACGAACCAAAUCAGAUCACGUGACGGAUGGCGAAAAGAUGACUACUAAAGCGCCCGAUGUACAAAUUAUCAUGCCCAAUCUAUCCCAACUCGGUCCGAAUGGAUUCCCCCCUACCUGGCGCUCCCUGGUAUCCCCGGAUCGGUUUCUCCGACUCGAGCAACGCUUUGGCACGCUCGAAAUGAAGCGACAAGAGUUGAUCUGGGAACUCUGUCGAACAGAGCUUGGCUACGUGGAAAGUUUGGAGAUGAUUAUAAAAACCUUUUUCCAACCUCUGAAGAAAACUCAAUCGAUUGCUCCAGCUCCAAGCGGAAAGACGAAAAGCUACACUUGGUUGGAUAUCGUCCCCGAUUCAAUCAUCAACUUGUUUGAAAAUCUUGAAGAAAUUUGCGAGUUACAUCAAGAGAUUUGCGAGUCCAUUGCAGAAAAUCAACAAGCACACCACGUUCCAAAGCAGCUUUUAAUACUCAACGACCAUCAAAUCCCCAACGCGGAUGAGCAUCUCGUAAUCCUCAGAAUUUCAGAUACAUUUCAAAAAUUUGUUGAUCGGCUAAAAGUCUAUCAAAAUUAUUUGAUUUGCUUUGAAUCUGUCCAUCACCUCAUCGACCAGCUAACCAAAGACCCAAACUCCCAAUUUGGCGCAUUUAUUCGCGCGCGUUCCCAGUUGGAAGAAUGUGGCAAGAUGAGCUUCAACAGCUUCUUGUUAAAGCCCAUUCAACGGUUAAUGAAAUAUCCGCUGUUCUUAAAGCAACUUUGUGACGUUACUCCCGUUUUACAUCCAGACCACCUAGAAGGCAAAGAGUUAUGGGAGUCGACAGAUCGAAUCAUCAAAGAAAUGCAGCAAGUCAAGGUGCUAGAAGAGGAUCGGGCGUACCUUAAGUCGAUCGAAAGCCAUAUCAUUGGACUCGCGGCAAGCUUCAAGUUAGCCAAUGGCAAACGCAAGCUGAUCAGGCAAGGCUUUGUCCGUCGAUUCCACGCUGCAAGCAAUCGUGCUCAAAAACAAGAAUUUGUAUCAGAUGAUGAUGUCCAUCAUCCUCAAAAUCCCACUCCGCCGGACUCUCAUCGACGUACCACAGUAUCCUCCUCCUCUUCGAGGUCCUCAUCAACGGCCGUCGACAAACGUAGGCGGUCUCGCUCACAACUCUCUGACGACUGGAGCUUUAGCGAUCAUAUCGGCUUUCGAACAAGUAUGAAGAGUACCUUCUGCACCAGUCCCCUCCCUGAUACCCAUUCCAGCACACCCAGGAUGUCAAAAUCGUCAUCUGCUAGUUUAAAAGGUUCGACGUCACCUCAGGAGUAUUCUUCACCGCGGCCUGACUCUCAUCGGACCCCUCUCCCUGCUCGUCCUGACCAGCAAGUUUCCCCCUCGUUGCCGGCCUUGUCCUCGUCCCUUGGCCCAACGAAGAUAAUAUCUCGUCCAAAGCAGCUAGUACCACUGUCAUCAUCCAAGACAAAGAUGUCAACUCCUAAGAUGUCACUCAAUCUCAAGUCGAGCGAGUCGAAACUCGACCAACUGUCCACCCAUCAUGCUUCGGAUAAACAAAGAGGCACUCUCUCAAGCCCGGCUGACCGAAACCUGAAAACAAAAUCAUCUUCAUCCUCCUUGACAUUUUCUGCACGCGACCAACGUCAAUGGAAAGGUGUGAGGCAGACGAAGACCCCUGGCCGGCAGAAAGCUGCGGAGAUUCUCGGGCUCGAACGCGAAGAGUGCAAGAGUAAGAACGAGGACGAGAGUUUGUAUCUGUUCGUGUUCUCCGAUGGCCUACUCCUCUUUACUCGUCCACUCGCCGACCCGCGUCACAAUACACUCAAACGAAACCACGCCGGUCAUCCCCAGCUUUUCACAUUGGUCGCCGAGCCGCUUGCACUCUCCUCUUUGCUCGGCUUUCGCGUCCUUUCAUCAGAUCACCCUUCACGUCGUCAGCCACAUGCCCAGCCGCGCUCUUUUACCAAUGAUGGUCACUACCCGAAGCCGGAAAAUGGACAACUCGAGAAGGAGAACAAGGAAACGAAAGACUGGGGCGGUGGAGGUGAGGGUGCGAUGAAAAGAGGGAGACGCCGGAGGGCCAAAACCGGGCCCGAGCCGUCAAGAAAAGCGCCAUCCGGUCGCGUUGAGCUGCAAGUCAAGUGCGCCCACCAUGCAGGCGGCGAUGCUCGUCUUCUGGAUCGGAGUACGAUCACACUCACGCUCGGCCUCCCCGGACCCCUGCCCGCGUCAGUCGCACCUUCCGUCUACUACGCCCUCGCCCUCGACCAAACCAACACGUUCACCGACCCCAUCCGAAACGCUAAAAACAGCCACAACGCCUACCAUGCUCUUGAUAAUAAUCACGUGCGGAACGUUCCUCAUGACUUUGUCCCAAAUGACCCCUCGGCAGGCCUGGCCUCGGUCGGCCGGCCAGAACUCAUGCACUCAUUGAGUCUGAUCCUGUUCCCUUGA